Molecule: messenger RNA, 1464 nt
Organism: Dicrocoelium dendriticum
Lineage: Eukaryota; Metazoa; Platyhelminthes; Trematoda; Plagiorchiida; Dicrocoeliidae
Source: the annotation of a GenBank genome assembly
AUGAUGUCUUCUCACUCCGAACUCAUCGUUCAUCAUCACGCGGUAACGCGCGACUAUAUUUCACAACCUCGCUUGACCUACCGAACCGUUUCUGGGGUACAUGGGCCGUUGGUGAUUUUGGAUGAUGUGAAAUUUCCCAAGUACGCAGAAAUCGUGCGCAUUACUCUCGCCGAUGGCACGCAUCGAACUGGUCAAGUAUUGGAGGUCAGUGGCAAAAAAGCGGUUGUACAAGUUUUCGAAGGAACCAGCGGUAUCGAUGCAAAGAACACGACUUGCGAAUUUACUGGGGAUAUUUUGCGGACUCCCGUGUCCGAGGAUAUGUUGGGACGCAUUUUUAAUGGCUCUGGGAAACCGAAGGAUAAAGGUCCUUCCAUCUUAGCUGAAGACUAUUUGGAUAUCUACGGUCAACCAAUUAACCCAUGGUCCAGAAUAUACCCAGAGGAGAUGAUUCAGACUGGUAUAUCCAGUAUCGAUGUUAUGAAUUCUAUUGCACGUGGCCAGAAGAUUCCCAUAUUUUCGGCUUCCGGAUUACCUCAUGAUGAAAUCGCUGCACAGAUCUGCCGACAGGCUGGUUUGGUGAAAAUGUCAGACAAAGCAGUCAAAGACUCCGAUGUGGACAAUUUCGCCAUUGUCUUUGCAGCAAUGGGCGUUAACAUGGAAACCGCAAGGUUUUUUAUGCAAGAUUUCAAAGAAAACGGCUCUAUGGAAAAUGUGUGCCUUUUCCUCAACCUUGCAAAUGACCCAACAAUAGAGCGUAUCAUCACUCCACGAAUUGCCCUAACAACAGCUGAAUAUCUUGCUUACCAAUGCGAGAAACACGUAUUAGUUAUUUUGACGGAUAUGAGCUCAUAUGCAGAGGCUUUGAGAGAGGUGUCGGCUGCUCGUGAAGAGGUUCCAGGUCGUCGCGGUUUCCCCGGCUACAUGUAUACCGACUUGGCAACAAUUUAUGAACGUGCUGGGCGAGUUGAAGGCCGGAGUGGCUCAAUCACCCAGAUUCCAAUAUUGACCAUGCCCAACGACGACAUAACUCAUCCCAUUCCCGAUUUGACGGGAUACAUAACAGAAGGUCAAAUUUACGUUGAUCGCCAGCUUCAUAAUCGACAAAUUUAUCCUCCAAUCAAUGUCCUCCCUUCACUGUCUCGGCUCAUGAAGUCGGCUAUCGGAGAGAACAUGACGAGAGAGGAUCAUGCGGAUGUAUCCAAUCAACUGUACGCUUGUUAUGCCAUUGGUAAGGAUGUGCAAGCUAUGAAGGCUGUCGUCGGAGAGGAAGCAUUGAGCCCGGAGGAUCUCCUAUAUUUAGAAUUUCUUUCCAAAUUUGAAAAAAGCUUCAUCGCUCAAGGCGCGUAUGAAAACCGAAGCAUUUUUGACUCGCUGGACAUCGGUUGGGAACUCUUGCGAGUCUUCCCCAAAGAAAUGCUCAAACGUAUCCCGGUGAAAAUUCUUGACAAGUUCUAUCCCCGAUAG